AUGGAGGAUCCUACCGCACAGCUGACACCGUUUGCCGAAAAAAUUUCAGCGCUACAGUCCAACAUAAAGACUAAAGGCACUAACAGCUACUAUUACGCACAUAAGAGGCGUGAAGAUGUGGAAAUUCACGAAUGGGAUGGAAAUGCCGCGCCUCGCCUUCUUAAAACCCAAUCUCUGGUCUCUCAGUCCGCGGAAGUGACGGACGCUAUAACUAACUACGCUUGGGCCGAUGGAAAAAGGUACGUUUCUGUGUAUUUGAAAUUACCGGGCAUCGGUCUCCAUAAAGAUGAAGACACGGACGUCAAUUGGACAGCUACAAGCCUCACGGUGAAGAUCAAGAAUUACGACGGCAAGACGCGUCUACUUGUUAUGUCUAAGCUGUACGAUGAGAUAUCGGAUGUCAAGGUAAAGCGCAAAGAGGACCAGCUUGUGCUGCAGCUUGUUAAGGCUAAAGAAUUUAGCUGGCACUCGCUUAAGAAGGAUGUGUAG
This is a messenger RNA of Plasmopara halstedii, 489 nucleotides long. Its product is annotated as HSP20-like chaperone. The transcript has a single exon. Lineage: Eukaryota; Oomycota; Peronosporomycetes; Peronosporales; Peronosporaceae. The record is from RefSeq and is a predicted model, not a curated record. The coding region runs from base 1 to 489 and encodes 162 amino acids. Gene Ontology annotation, cellular component: nucleus.